AUGGCUUGCAUCGCUUCGUCACACACGUCAACACAUGUCGUCACUCAGCAAAAUGGGGAGCAAGAAGCUCAGCGUUCCUCUACCCUCGCAGAGAAGUUGACAUCUCGAGAAGUACUACCACCCAAUGGAGGUCUAAGUGCCUGGAUGCAAGUAGCAACCUCGUUCUGCAUCUUUUUCAGUACAGGGGAGAUUAUAAGCAUAACGGCCUAUAUCAAACCUACUAUUCCUCCAGGCUUCCGUUCUCCUCACCAUCUAUCAUAUCGUGGAUGGGAUCCAUACAAGCAAUUCUUCUUUUCCUCGUAG
Letharia columbiana is the source of this 303-nucleotide messenger RNA. RefSeq lists its product as uncharacterized. The record is from RefSeq and is a predicted model, not a curated record. The coding region runs from base 1 to 303 and encodes 100 amino acids. The transcript has 2 exons. Lineage: Eukaryota; Fungi; Ascomycota; Lecanoromycetes; Lecanorales; Parmeliaceae.